This is a messenger RNA of Pecten maximus, 412 nucleotides long. RefSeq names its product neuroguidin-like. NCBI's taxonomy places the organism in Eukaryota, Metazoa, Mollusca, Bivalvia, Pectinida, Pectinidae. The transcript has 3 exons. Gene Ontology annotation, cellular component: small-subunit processome; nucleolus. The record is from RefSeq and is a predicted model, not a curated record. The annotation marks the transcript as partial. Gene Ontology annotation, biological process: maturation of SSU-rRNA from tricistronic rRNA transcript (SSU-rRNA, 5.8S rRNA, LSU-rRNA).
UCCGGUAUUUCCGCUUUAAAUAAAAACACGUGUGAAAAGCAGGGAACAGGGGGAACAUCGAACAGAUAUUUGAAAUUGUUGAAGACAUGAGGGGAUCCCUCUUGAAUACUUGCAUUUAGUGACUACAAUCAGGGAGCCAUAUAUUUUCACUAUGGAUGACAUAGAGAAAGCCAUGGGGUUGCUGACAGAUGUGGAUAAGGGGGCCACAGCUGCCUGUCAGCAGAUCCAGUCAAUGUUAGAUAGAGCAGAGAAGGGCGAAAUCAACACUUCAAAGGGGCUGAGUUUCCUGGAGAUGAAAUACCAGAUGCUGUUGAGCUACUUAAUCAACCUGACUUACGUGAUGUUACAGAAGGCGAGGGGAAAGUCGAUACAGACUGAUCCAGCCAUCUUUAGGCUCACAGAGAUACGCACG